This is a messenger RNA of Blepharisma stoltei, 1089 nucleotides long. The record is from the annotation of a GenBank genome assembly. Lineage: Eukaryota; Ciliophora; Heterotrichea; Heterotrichida; Blepharismidae.
AUGGCCCAAGUCGACCCUAUCUGGAAAUUUUGCCAACUUCUUGACAGACUUGUAAGGAACGAUAAAAGGAUUAUUGACUGUUUGACGGCUAUAGCAAGAGACUAUCAAGGUCUAGGCGCCCAUCUGGUAGAAAAAAUCGAGUACAAGCUGUUUUCUACUGUAGAGCCAUUCAGAAAAUUGCUUUAUCUAUAUGUGAUUGACUCUAUAAGCUUUAAUGUUCCAAUAAUAAGGGACUAUUUAAGCCAUAGGGUGGCUAAUAUUUUUACCCAUUGUUUUAAGCUUGCAGAUACAUUUAUCAAAAAAGAUAUAGAAAAAUUGCUCAUUGUGUGGGAAACACAAGGAAGGUUUCCUUUGAGGGUUCUUGAAGAAAUGAGGGAAAAAAUGGCUCCGACGCCUCCGUCAAUAUCCUCUCCUAUAAAUUCUCCAGAUGGACCUGGACUUUUUGAUUUAGGAGAACUUGGGGACUGACUGUCACAGAAUUCGUAUUGUCCUCAAGAGUUAUUAAUACAAGGGAUCGAGGACAGUUCGCCGCUAUUGUAUUCUUGCUUAUUGGCUUCUGAAAGGAGCAAGGCUGAGCUUGAAAAAUUAUCUAUGAAACUUUCUAUUGUUGAUCCAAGAGAUAUACACAGAUAUUUAAUAACAGAAUUAUAUGAUGAACUGCCUAAGCAAUGCUUAAUAUGUGGCCUACGAUUUGGGCUAGAUUCAGAACUUGACCUACACCUAGACUGGCAUUUUGCUGAAGGAGCCAAAAAACAGCCACUUAAACCUUGGCUCCCUAUCCCAAAUACAUGGAUUGACCCUAGGCUGCAUAUAGGCUUACUAGAUGAAGAAGCUCCUAAAGAAGUAAUCGAAGUAGAGCAUCCAUGGGCGCCUUGCAACCCUGACCAGCUAUCAUGCCCUCUCUGUGGAGAGCUCUUUGAAAUAAUCCCAAAAGAAACUGCCUGGUUCUGUAAAGAUGCUUCUAAGGUAUUUGUGACUGACCAAAGCAAAGAAGUGAUUUUACAUACACAAUGCAUCAAUAGUAUUUCUCAUAGCCAAACUAUAGUACAGCCUAUAGAAAAUUAUGAAUUUGAGGAUGCAUUUUUUUAA